AUGGGCACUGCAGAUCACUGCAGCUCCCAGCGCUAUGACAGCGCCACCAUAAACGCAACACCUAAUAUCGGCUUUUUGUACUAUGGUUGCAUCGUACGUGAUCAGGAAAAUACCUCGUUAGACGGACGGCUUUUAACAAAAGCAAAGAGGGUCAAGAUUGAGGAAGAGAAGCAAGGCCGAUCAAGGCACGGCACGAUCAAGGUUCGAAUGAUAAAUUGUCCGCAGGCCUGCUUAGCGGAUCGUAAGGAAGACAUUGCCACUGGCACUGGAAUUCGCCUACGUACAUGGAAGUACGUCUGCCAGCAGAAUUUCAAUUCGACGGGUACGAUGUUGACACAUCAAAGUAGAGCCAUAGCAGUUGCUGCCUUAUGUGAGGCCGAUGUGGUGAGACGCACUGAAACCGUUGUCAAACCAGGGGCUAUCCUCUUUGGGGUUAAGUUUAUCCGAGUUUGGCGUGCCCGCCAUAACAGAAAGCUUUCAAAAACCCCUGAAAAUACAUGUGCAAUAUUCCAAGUCAGUGAGCAGAUGCAUUAUGCUUCUUCUCUUACAGUCAUGAUUCCACAGUCACACCCGAAUCUAGAAGCCAGAAGAAUAAUUAGGUUAUAA
Messenger RNA from Beauveria bassiana ARSEF 2860, 606 nucleotides. RefSeq lists its product as uncharacterized. NCBI's taxonomy places the organism in Eukaryota, Fungi, Ascomycota, Sordariomycetes, Hypocreales, Cordycipitaceae. The transcript is spliced from 9 exons. The record is from RefSeq and is a predicted model, not a curated record. Bases 1 to 606 code for a protein of 201 amino acids.